AUGAAUGAGGGCUUUGCUGUCGGUGAAGAAGAAAAGGUCUUGAUAAAACACUUCGCGCUCAGCGGGGUGAAGGGCAAUAUGUACAAAAUUCUGGAGCUUUCAGCGACCGCGAACCGCCAAAUUUGUGGCUCGACCAGGCCUGAGCGAGUAACAAACAAGGCCAUGUAUCUAGCUUGCCGCUGCCAUAUCAAGGAGGUGGAUCGAAUACGACCAAAAGCUCGGAUAAGCUAUGGCAGCGAACCACCCCUCCAAACACUCGUGGCUCUUAGGCCAACAUGGCAGAAAGAUAUCAAACGCCAAGGCCAAACUAAGCAAAUGCAGUUCGGCGCUGGCUGGGUACUUUCCCAAGUUCGGAAAAGGUUCAGACGAAACAACUCAUGGUCGUGGUUACAUGGUGAUCGUUUGUUGUUGAUGGAUAUUCCAGAGAACCAAUACUGGGAUUGCUGCAUGCUACAACAAAUAGCAAAAUUUGCUAAAUUGGAUCCAUGGCAUGCUCCGUAUUCUUCUCUUUGCCUGCUCAUCAUAACCGAAUCCGUGCUUUGA
This is a messenger RNA of Sclerotinia sclerotiorum 1980 UF-70, 543 nucleotides long. RefSeq lists its product with no specific name. The transcript is spliced from 5 exons. The record is from RefSeq and is a predicted model, not a curated record. NCBI's taxonomy places the organism in Eukaryota, Fungi, Ascomycota, Leotiomycetes, Helotiales, Sclerotiniaceae. Bases 1 to 543 code for a protein of 180 amino acids.